AUGGCGGUUCAACCCACCAGCUUCAACGUACAUGGGGGGUCUUGGGAACGUAUGGUUCGGUCCGUAAAAUGUGCUUUAGCUGCGCUGUCUGUUGAGCGUAAGCCAAACGAAGAAACUUUGGUUACAUUGCUGGUCGAAGCAGAAUCUGUGGUGAACUCGAGGCCAUUGACCUACAUGCCCCUCGAGACUGAGGAACACGAGUCGCUAACGCCAAACUGUUUCCUCUUGUUAAGCACUAGCGGAGUGAAUCAACCUUCAUCCGAACUGAUCAACGAUAAGCUAUCAUUGCGUUCCAACUGGUUCUUAUAUCAGCGGCUCUUGGACCAGUUCUGGACGCGCUGGAUAAGGGAAUAUCUUCCCACCAUUACCAAACGAACCAAAUGGUUCGCAGACACCAAACCGGUGGAGGCCGGAGAUUUGGUGAUGAUCGUAGAUGACCGACUUCGGAAUGGGUGGAUCAGAGGUCGCAUUCUGCGAGUGUUCCCUGGCAGGGAUGGCAGAUGUCGAAGUGCCAACGUCAAAACAUCUACAGGCAUUCUACGGCGUCCAGUUGUGAAAUUGGCCGUCCUUGAAGUGGCGGAUACUGCUCGUGAGGACACGGAGCAAUACGGGUCGGGGAAUGUUCAGGACGGUACCCUAUCACCCAAAAAUUUCUCUGUGGGGCCAGAAGUACCAACUGAUGAGUGUCGACAACCGUCGCCGCAGAUAUGA
Molecule: messenger RNA, 711 nt
Organism: Armigeres subalbatus
Lineage: Eukaryota; Metazoa; Arthropoda; Insecta; Diptera; Culicidae
Exons: 1
Coding region: 1-711 (236 amino acids)
Source: RefSeq, a predicted model, not a curated record